Molecule: messenger RNA, 1704 nt
Organism: Aspergillus nidulans FGSC A4
Lineage: Eukaryota; Fungi; Ascomycota; Eurotiomycetes; Eurotiales; Aspergillaceae
Product: mitochondrial 37S ribosomal protein mS29
Exons: 2
Coding region: 71-1570 (499 amino acids)
Cellular component (GO): mitochondrion
Source: RefSeq, a predicted model, not a curated record
GCGUCCACAAUCGCCGUUUCGUCAACAUUAUCAAAUAACACUGGCCGUCGCGCCGGUGUAUCGCAUCAUAAUGGCUUCCUCCUUUUGCUCAGGAUGCCUGACGCGGCUUCGCCAGGGACCUCGCGCCGUUUUACCACCAACCACAGCAGUAUCUCGAGCGGCAUUUCACACAUCCACCGCUCUCCACCGGGCAGUUCAGAAACCUAAAGUCUCAGGACAUGAGGGUCCCAAAUAUCGUGUUGGAGCAGCUGUCAAGAUCAAGAAGAAGAAACCGAUGGAGAAGUCACGCCCCCCCGCCGUCGGAGAGCGCAAAGCCCUCCGCAAGCGGAUCAUUCUGAGCAACCCGAAUGCUCUCGAGGUCGAAGGUAUGCAGGAGCUCAACGGCGAAACGAUGGUGGAUUCGCGUCUUCGUGGCCAAGUCCUCGCCCUUCCCGUGCCGAUGAUCGAUCAAUUGCGUGCUGUACAGGCGUUCAAGACCAGUCAGGGUUGGUCGAUCUUCCGCCGUCCAGGGACAGUUCUGAGACGGGAGACCUUGGAGAUGGGCCGGUUGUUUGAUAACAUCUCUGGUGAGGCUGCAGGCAGUAGAACUGUUGUGAAGAAGAUUAUCACCGGACAGAGAAAGACGGGGAAAAGCGUCCAUCUGUUACAGGCAAUGGCGAUGGGAUUCACGAAGGAGUGGGUAGUUAUUACUGUGCCGGAAGCACGGGAUUUAGUUACUGGAACCACUAGCUAUGCGCCCCUGUCUGAAGAGGAGCCCAACGCAUACGUGCAAAACGCGGUAACGGCAGCGUUGCUAUCUCGCACUGUCACUGCUAAUCAGAAGGUCCUCUCCGCGCUCCAUAUUUCUCAACAUCACCCUGCUCUUUCAGCGGUUAAGCCCGGCAUGACGUUGGAAGACCUUGCGAAACUUGGCAUUCAGGACCAGGCGAACGCGUGGCCUGUUUUCAAGGCUCUUUGGGCAGAACUUACAGCAACAUCUGCGGUGCCAGGCCUCGAAAAGAACUUCAGACCUCGCCCCCCUACGCUCGUGACCGUUGACGGUCUGGAUCACUGGAUGCAAAACUCCGCGUACCGCAACGCCAAACACGAGCCUAUCCACGCGCACGACUUUGUCUUUGUGCGACACUUCCUGAACCUGUUGAUGCCUGGCAAAGGAAAGUCUACCCUUCCCAAUGGUGGAGCCCUCCUCUAUGCCACGUCUAGCUCCAACAGCCCGUCCAUUUACGCCUUCGAUGUCGCGCUCAAGCAAGUUGCAGCACGCCACGCUGGAGUAGACCCCUCGUCUUCUGAAUUCCCUACUCCGCGACCAUAUAGCAACCCGGACCCGCGCGUCCUCGAGGCAUUCAACUCGCCGAAACCUACAGCUGCUAAGGAGGGUAUGCUGGACGUGCAGGAACUUGGUGGGUUGACCAAAGACGAAGCUCGCGGCUACCUGGAAUACUUCGCACGCAGCGGUCUACUUCGGGAGACGGUCAGCAACGAAUCGGCUAGUGAGAAGUGGACGCUGGCUGGCGGCGGCGUGAUCGGUGAGCUCGAGAAACUGGGCAGGCGGCUGCGGGUGGCUGCAUAGAUAAAGUCCCUUUCAGAGAGCAGGUGGUCUGAAUGCUCUUCUCUUUUCCUCCUUGGUCUGGGUCUCUGCUCUCCAUAUGCUGCGAGUUAGAUUCCUGUAUCUACCUGUACUUUACUGUUUGUUUUCGAGUGUAU